AGAACGGUUAUGCCCUCGAACAGGAUAUCAUCCAGAUUGGGCCAGAAACUGUUCGUGGUAGUAUUGAGGGCAUAAUGCCGAUACUCUCUGACGAUGAGUACCUCAGAAGCCAUUAGUCCAGGAUCAGCCUCCUUGUGGAACCUCAAGCCACAUUUCCACCCCCUCCUCUGGGGCCCAUACGAUGUAAUCUAUCCCGAAACCUCACAACGCUGGAAUUUACCUGACCCUACGACCACUAUGCCGCAACGCGGGCAAGAUGUGAUCCGCUCGCUAGUGGAUGGUCGGGUCGGUAUCGUGCGCCAGGCACCCGGAAGAGACUACUUCGGCUGCAAAAGGCAGGAUCGCACUACGGCCAAUAACUUGAUUCGUCUAUUCAGGCAUGACGAUCAUCGGGAUCCUGCUAUCCCAGCUGGCUUCGAACUGGACCCUUGUGGCAUAAUAUUUCGCCAACAAAAUCCUUAUCGGCAAGGCAGCGGUAGCAGAGGCGGAGGCGGAGGAGGAUCAGGCGGAAGAAGAUCAGGCGGAGGAGGGACCACAGCACCAAGGACCACAACGCCAAAGACCUCAACGCCAAAGACCACAACGCCAAAGACCACAGGGACGGGGUGGGGACUACAAUAGCGGGACGGGUAAAUAAGAACAGGUCAUAAAUGGGCAGGACGGGAAUCGUAGGUUUGUACUAGUUUAGAGCUUGCUGGUAGUGAUCGACCAUCCCUCUCAGGGAUGGACGUGGAAUUUUCAUACUCCUAUCUAAAUUCUCUUAGAAGCUUAUCAAAUGUUUCGACCAAUUCUCGAAAGUUCCGGUUUUAGAAUUCAAUCAUUUGCAUCGGCUAACCUCAUCAGUUCCGGCCAUCUGUUUUCAUCCCAUCCAAUCCAGCAG
Eremomyces bilateralis CBS 781.70 is the source of this 880-nucleotide messenger RNA. RefSeq lists its product as uncharacterized. Bases 94 to 621 code for a protein of 175 amino acids. The transcript has a single exon. NCBI's taxonomy places the organism in Eukaryota, Fungi, Ascomycota, Dothideomycetes, Eremomycetales, Eremomycetaceae. The record is from RefSeq and is a predicted model, not a curated record.